This is a messenger RNA of Saimiri boliviensis boliviensis (Bolivian squirrel monkey), 2161 nucleotides long. RefSeq names its product dyskerin pseudouridine synthase 1 (gene DKC1). Gene Ontology annotation, molecular function: pseudouridine synthase activity; RNA binding. Gene Ontology annotation, cellular component: box H/ACA snoRNP complex. Lineage: Eukaryota; Metazoa; Chordata; Mammalia; Primates; Cebidae. Gene Ontology annotation, biological process: snRNA pseudouridine synthesis; mRNA pseudouridine synthesis; rRNA pseudouridine synthesis. The record is from RefSeq and is a predicted model, not a curated record.
GAGCCAGCCAAUCGCAUUGCGCGGAAGAUCCGCGCGCGCGCGCGCGCCUCGGGUCCGCGCCCGGGAAGCCCCCGCCCCCUCUCGCCCCCUCCCGCCCCGCGGCGAGGCACGCAGAGGGCUGUGAGCGGCUGGGCAGGCCUAGCAGCGCGGCCUGACGAGACUGUGGCGGCGGGAGUCUGCGGUAGUUCUCUGAGCGGUGGACCAGGCGGUACGCACGCGGUGCAGCGUAACAUGGCGGAUGCGGAAGUAAUUAUUUUACCAAAGAAACAUAAGAAGAAAAAGGAGCGGAAGUCAUUGCCAGAAGAAGAUGUAGCCGAAAUACAACACGUCGAAGAAUUUCUUAUCAAACCUGAAUCCAAAGUUGCUAAGUUGGACACAUCUCAGUGGCCCCUUUUGCUAAAGAAUUUUGAUAAGCUGAAUGUAAGGACGACGCACUAUACACCUCUUGCAUGUGGUUCAAAUCCUCUGAAGAGAGAGAUUGGGGACUAUAUCAGGACAGGUUUCAUUAAUCUUGACAAGCCCUCUAACCCCUCUUCCCAUGAGGUGGUAGCCUGGAUUCGACGGAUACUUAGGGUGGAGAAGACAGGGCACAGUGGUACUCUGGAUCCCAAGGUGACUGGUUGUUUAAUCGUGUGCAUAGAACGAGCCACUCGGUUGGUGAAGUCACAACAGAGUGCAGGCAAAGAGUAUGUGGGGAUUGUCCGGCUGCACAAUGCUAUUGAAGGGGGGACCCAGCUUUCUAGGGCCCUAGAAACUCUGACGGGUGCCCUAUUCCAGCGACCCCCACUUAUUGCUGCAGUAAAGAGGCAGCUCCGAGUGAGGACCAUCUACGAGAGCAAAAUGAUUGAAUAUGAUCCUGAAAGAAGAUUAGGAAUCUUUUGGGUGAGUUGUGAGGCCGGCACUUACAUUCGGACAUUAUGUGUGCAUCUUGGUUUGUUAUUGGGAGUUGGUGGUCAAAUGCAGGAGCUUCGGAGGGUUCGUUCUGGAGUCAUGAGUGAAAAGGACCACAUGGUGACAAUGCACGAUGUGCUUGAUGCUCAGUGGCUGUAUGAUAACCACAAGGAUGAGAGUUACCUGCGGCGAGUUGUUUACCCUUUGGAAAAGCUGUUGACGUCUCAUAAACGGCUGGUUAUGAAAGACAGUGCAGUAAAUGCCAUCUGCUAUGGGGCCAAGAUCAUGCUUCCGGGUGUUCUCCGAUAUGAGGAUGGCAUUGAGGUCAAUCAAGAGAUUGUGGUUAUCACCACCAAAGGAGAAGCAAUCUGCAUGGCUAUUGCGUUAAUGACCACAGCAGUCAUCUCUACCUGCGACCACGGUAUAGUAGCCAAGAUCAAGAGAGUGAUCAUGGAGAGAGACACUUACCCUCGGAAGUGGGGUUUAGGGCCAAAGGCCAGUCAGAAGAAGCUGAUGAUCAAGCAGGGCCUUCUGGACAAGCACGGGAAACCAACAGACAGCACGCCUGCCACCUGGAAGCAGGAGUAUGUUGACUACAGUGACUCUGCCAAGAAAGAGGUGGUUGCUGAAGUGGUAAAAGCCCCACAGGUAGUUGCUGAAGCAGCAAAAACUGCGAAGCGGAAGCGAGAGAGUGAGAGUGAAAGUGACGAGACCCGUCCAACAGUUCCUCAGUUGAUCAAGAAGGAAAAGAAGAAGAGUAAGAAGGACAAGAAGGCCAAAGCUGGUCUGGAGAGUGGAGCCGAGCUUGGAGAUGGGGACAGUGAUACUACCAAAAAGAAGAAGAAGAAGAAGAAGAAAGCAAAAGAGGUAGAAUUGGUUUCUGAGUAGUGAAGGCCACUUAAAGCAUUGUGUCCAGCUGGGAGAAGAAACUAAAGCCUUAUUGAGAAAACAUGUUAUAGAUCCUUUUGUUGCUGAGAGUGUGGAACAUAGGUUCUAGACAGGAUGGAGACUUCUGGCGCAUUUUAGCUGCUAUUUGGAGACCUCGGUGAUGUUACCUGGUGUGGUCAUCCCAUCUUGUCCUGUUUUAAGGAUAUGGGUGAUGAAAGAUAAAAGAGGCAGAGUUUAUCCCAAUGACUUCUCGAUGUGAGUUGGGGAGCCUCACCUUCAGACCCAGUAACUGUUGGUAGCUGUCUGCUAGUGGCUGUUUUAACAUUGUAGUCCUAGUUUGCAUUUUUUUUUUUUAUCCCCUCUGUUUAAAAGGUUUGUAAAA